Nicotiana attenuata is the source of this 456-nucleotide messenger RNA. RefSeq lists its product as uncharacterized. NCBI's taxonomy places the organism in Eukaryota, Viridiplantae, Streptophyta, Magnoliopsida, Solanales, Solanaceae. The record is from RefSeq and is a predicted model, not a curated record. Gene Ontology annotation, molecular function: nucleic acid binding. Gene Ontology annotation, biological process: DNA integration. The coding region runs from base 1 to 456 and encodes 151 amino acids. The transcript has 2 exons.
AUGGUAGAUUUUGUUCAUUCCAACAUCAUCUGUCGCUUUGGUAUCCCAAAGAACAGUAUCACUGACAAUGCAGCCAAUCUAAAUAGUCAUUUGAUGAAGGAGGUUUGCGAGCAAUUUAAAAUUGUGCAUCUCCACUCUACCCCUUACCAUCCAAAAGCCAAUGGAGCCGUUGAAGCGGCAAACAAGAACUUCAAGAAUAUUCUUAGGAAGAUGAUCCAAGGGUCCAGGCAAUGGCAUGAAAAAUUGCAUUUUGCUGUUUUGGGAUACUGGACGAAUGCUCGCACAUCUGUUAGGGCAACUCCUUAUCUGUUGGUAUAUGGAACUGAAGCUGAGAAAGAAGUUUUUGAUCAUAAGAUAGUUGGAGUUAGUUUUGAUAACGCGUCAGCAACUCAGCGUCUCAAGAUUCAUCUUCUCAAUUCCAGAUCAGGAAAGAAAGCAAUCGAGAAUGAGCCAUAA